Limulus polyphemus (Atlantic horseshoe crab) is the source of this 4063-nucleotide messenger RNA. Its product is annotated as homeobox protein Hox-B4-like. Gene Ontology annotation, molecular function: DNA-binding transcription factor activity, RNA polymerase II-specific; RNA polymerase II cis-regulatory region sequence-specific DNA binding. NCBI's taxonomy places the organism in Eukaryota, Metazoa, Arthropoda, Merostomata, Xiphosura, Limulidae. The coding region runs from base 2416 to 3324 and encodes 302 amino acids. Gene Ontology annotation, biological process: anterior/posterior pattern specification; regulation of transcription by RNA polymerase II. The record is from RefSeq and is a predicted model, not a curated record. The transcript has 3 exons. Gene Ontology annotation, cellular component: nucleus.
GUAGUGUUCACAUACACACAAAAUGAGUUAAUAUAGUAAGAAUGUUAAUAUGAAUUAUAAGAAAAUGUUAAUCAAAAUGUUCACAGAAAGAUAUUUCCAAAUUAAUAAAACUGACAGAUGUAAUUACUGAACUUUCUUCAAUGUGUUAAUGCACUAGAAAACUUCAUUGUUUGAGAUAUAAAAUGGCACACAAACACACAUGUAUUUGAAACUUUUAUUCUAAAUAUUUUUACUCAACUCUAAACACAGAAAGAUAGAUAAAUAGAGGCCUCUGGUUCACCACCUAUUCAUUAUUCAAAUACUGGACAUUUAUUUUUAACUGUUUAUUAAACCUAAAACACGAAUUAAUUAAUUUUCGUCUGCUAAUCAUUCACCACAACUGUUUGGGCUUGAACCUUAAAAAAAAACACACGUACACAUUACCUGUUGGUAAACAAUGAACACUGUAAAAACACACUUACACAUUACCUGUUGGUAAACAAUAUUUUGCUGACACACAGCCAUUUCUGCUGUCUAAUAACACCUGGUAGACAUUACAUUUAAAUAUAUACAUUUUUCUUUGUCAGACUCUGAGCAGUGGAAUCCAAUAAACACACUAUUUCCAUAAAUCUUGGGGAUUUCUAUAUAGUGAUUUUUAUUUAAAGCGAAUUUCCUGAUUGAGCGAACAGUUAAUCAUAUUGGAAAUAAAGCUAUGACAGAUAACACCCCUGGUGGUAACCUGAGUAAAUCUGUUUUGAAAAAAAAAGAAAAGAAUGUCAACAUAUCAAGAUUUGUAUGAUUAAUUAUAGCAUUCACAAAUCUUUCUUUGGAAACAUUUCGUGUGAAAGUAGAAAUAUUCUUGCAUGCGUUAACCUCACCUAUCACUUUAUUAAUAUAUGUGUUAAUACAGAGAAAUGAUAUUAAUUUAAAUCUUUGCUAUUCUUGCUGAUGCCCUGGUCCAAUGUUAUGUAUACGUACUGUGUAUAGAAGGGUAAAUCUGAAGCAUGUACAGUUGGCGCCGCGAGCGGAGAAGGAAGAAAAGGGGCAAGUCGUUUACUGUCGUGCUCGAAUGGCAGAAAACCUUCGACUGGGGCUCUUGUGUCACCUCAUCUGUUCCGUUGUCUCUGACGUGGGACUGUAAUAAAUAAUUCAUGUGCUGAGUGGAAGAAGCUCCCAUCGUACAAAUCCACCUUCGAAUAGAACUCUAAACACACAUAUUUGGGCUGUCACGUGUGCCGGAGCCAGGAGAUUUGAACGUGGUAUUUUUUCUACUUGGGCUAGAUCCUGAUCAUGCGUAUUCCGGACAUCUCUCAUACUCUCGUUCCUGGGACCUAAAGACGAAUGAGAAAAGGACUGGGAAGAGAUAGUUGGAGAAUGCUGGCAGAUAUUAAUUGAGGGGGAAGAAAUUAUAAUGUGGUUGCUGGGUUUCAGAAUGUUCUAAGCGUCUCAUUCGCCCAGAAAGGUAUCGAUCACGAAAGAAAAUGAGCAGUAGGAAAAGGCUGGAUCUCUGAGAACUGGCAGUCCCCAAGCAUAUCGAACCUAGCCUUUGGAAACUUGGAGCACGUUAUCAGGCGUGCAACACGCGGCCCCUGCCAGAGUGAGGCCCGUGCCUGUAGAGAUACACACACAGCACACAGAGAAACUGCCAGUCACGCAUGUGACCACGAAGACUGAGAAAAGAGUGUCUAUAAACCAACGAUUCUAGUAGUAUACAGUCUUCCUCGACUGCACGUGCAGGGUGAAUCUUCUCUGAUAUCCAAAGUGGUUGUUUAUAUCAAAGAAGACCAAAAAACCUGCAGUUUUAGGCUUACAACAUUUUGACUAUAGCUUCGGCUGAUAUCUCAGUUCCUGAGAGUGCUGUCAAAAUUACUACUGGUAAGUUUUUUACCCAGUGGUUCAAGCUGCUCUUCGCUAAUACACAGAGACCUCUGACACUAUCUAUAUAACUUCCAGUAAUUAAGAUAUAUCUCAAAAACGAACGAAGCUGUCCCUUUGAUCUAUCUAACUUGAACAGUAGCUUUAACAUAAAUCAUUUCCUCAGUUCGGUGUAUUUAAAGAGUCGCUAGUACGCUGUGGGUCUUGCUUUCGUUUUGAACUAGAGUGCCAGCCUACUUAACACGACCCCUGAAACAUAAAUUUUCAGACACUUCAGAGGCCCUUUGAAAGAUAAAAAACAGUUGUGCCAUAAUUAAAACCUGUAAACUAUAAACGGUUUAGUAAAAGCUACACUCCUUGAUAAUGUACUUAACCUUUAGCUUAUGCAAGGUUCGGAUUGGUUAUUGAGAGUCACGUGGGUAGUAGGGAGUGCCAUAUUUGGAAUAAUGGUCUAUUAAAAGUGUGUCAGAGGUUUCCUGGAGUGCAAUACCGCCAUAAUUCAUCAAAAUUGCGUGGAAUAUUGGACAAAAUUAUUUUUGUACCACAAAUCACGGCGAGCAAAUGAGCUCGUAUCAGUUUGUCAACUCACUAACCCCGUGUUACGGCCAGCGAACGCAGGAGACGCCGGCCCAGGACUACUACACCCCUCAGGUGCCGGCUUACAACAGUUGUUAUAGCGGUCCAGCGUCUCCUGUCCAGCACUAUGGACCUUAUUCUCAACCUACAGUUCCACACCUGCAGAAUGGGGAUCAUACGCAUUAUAAUAGUUGCAGUCAGCGUCUAAGUCACCCUAAUCCCAGCCCAAGUCCGACACCAUCAGUAACACCGGUGCCGAGCUGCAAGUACGCAGAACCCAGUUCGGCAUCACCUCAGGACCUAACUACGACUUCCAGUUCACAGCAGCCGGCUUCUAUCAGCCCUAAGCCGCGGAGCUCACCACAACCUCCGCGGCAAGCUCAGCCGCAAUCAGCAAGUGGACACCAGCAGUCUCAAUCACCAGGACAACAACAGCAACAGCAUAGUUCUCAACCACAACAAAAUCAACCGAGUCAACCAGCUCAAAAUCAACCAACUCAACAAACACAGAGCAACCAACAGAAGGGGAACGACUCUUCAAACCAGCCUCUCAUUUAUCCGUGGAUGAAGAAAUCUCACGUCGGGCAGAAUGGGGUAAAUGCGAUGGGCGAAACCAAACGCCAGAGAACAUCCUAUACUCGCUAUCAAACUUUGGAGUUGGAGAAAGAGUUUCAUUUUAAUCGUUAUUUGACUCGACGCAGAAGAAUAGAGAUCGCACACGCCCUCUGUUUGAGUGAACGUCAGAUCAAAAUCUGGUUCCAGAAUCGGAGAAUGAAGUGGAAAAAGGAGCACAAAAUGGCCAACACAGUUCCACCUCCGAUACCGCACCAUCAGGUUAUGGUUAAUACAGUUCAUGGCUUUAGGGAAUACACCUACAGUAACAGUGUUUAUUAAAUAUUUACGUAUGCCUGUUUCCCACAUCCCACCCACUCCUGCUGACCCACAGAGUGGAUUUCACCUUAGAACAAGUGUUGUACAGUUUUUGAAGAAGCUACCUAUGGGGUUCAACACCAUCAAAUUAUUCAUAAAUAUAUGCAGAAAAUAAAAAGCUAAACUUUUUUUUUGCUUAUUUAUAAUAUUAUCAUUCUGGCCGCGCCUAUUGUUUUUGCUCUUAAGUCUGGUGAACCAUUGUUGCCGUGGAAAUGGUGAACAGAGCGUUGUUCACAAGUCUUCAAAACUUCAUCAGAAUUGAUGUUUAUCUCUUUUAUUUUGUUUGUCUAUAGUGAGCUGUAGUGUUGCCUUGAAGUCCCAAGUGGUAAUUUAAUUAUUUGUCUUCUAAACAGUUUUUUUUUUUAAAUCGAAAAACCAAAACCAUGUAUUAAAAUAUUACAUUUACAGCAGAAGGAAUAUAAAGAGUAAAGAGUACCACGUCUUUGAAAGAACUUUUUUGACGAAUCGUGAAAGACGUUUUGGAAGAAGAUGAGACCCCUUUAAAAUGUUAAAAAAGACAUUCAUUUCAAAUGGAGGAUGACGAAAGAAAACAAUUAGUGAAUAACAAACGUUCUUUAAGAAUAUUAAUUGUAAAAUAGCAAAGCAUGACCGUCAGAAAUGAUAUCCUAAAAGUUAAGGCUAACAUUUAGGAAAACGUGAGACAUAUGUCAUAUCUCUUUAGAUAAAUAUAUAUAUAUAUAUA